Molecule: messenger RNA, 2909 nt
Organism: Phyllopteryx taeniolatus (common seadragon)
Lineage: Eukaryota; Metazoa; Chordata; Actinopteri; Syngnathiformes; Syngnathidae
Gene: lnx2a
Product: ligand of numb-protein X 2a
Exons: 11
Coding region: 292-2550 (752 amino acids)
Molecular function (GO): metal ion binding; protein binding; ubiquitin-protein transferase activity
Source: RefSeq, a predicted model, not a curated record
CUGGGACGCCGCCACUUUGCGGUGAAUGCGUGGAUUUGUAGGCGCAAGCCGCUAACCAACGCCGCCCACCACCACCACCUCGUCGCCUCCUUUUUGGGGGGACCGGGAUGCAAGGCGCUGAGGAGCAUCCGGAUUAGCUGUCUCACCCUCUGACCUGCAGGGUUGUGAUGCGCCAAAAUCCGCUGGGGGGCGUCCGUCCUCGCCGCAACCCGUUCGUCCCGUGACGCUUAUGGGCUAGGAGCUCCUUCGCCGCAGUGCCCCAAAGCCGCCCUUUGCGUCCGAGCGGCCGGGAUGGGCAGCCCGGGCUGCGAGGUGGCUCUCUCCGGGCCCGCCGAGCCCGCCCCGGAGGCCGCGUGCUCGGAGUGCGGCCAGGUGCACCGCAGCCGGGAGAACCACCUGUACAACUACCGGCUGGAGGUGGACGACGACCUGGUCUGCCACAUCUGCCUGCAGCCGCUGGUGCAGCCGCUGGACACGCCGUGCGGGCACACCUUCUGCGCCCGAUGCCUGCGCAGCUUCCUGCAGGAGAGGGACUUCUGCCCGCUGGACCGCACGCGGCUGCAGCUGCCGGCGUGCCGCAGGUCCAGCAUCCUGGUGCACAAGCUGCUUGACAAGCUGUCGGUCACGUGCCCGCUGACGCCGCUCUGCUCGCUCAGCAUGCCCAGAUGUGACCUGGAGGCGCACCUCAAACACAGGUGUCCAGGCACACUACGUCAGCAGACCAGCGUGGACGGUCCACGCAAGGAGAGCGGCGACGAGCGACCUGCGGUGAAAAGUCCUCUGCGAUCCCCCCGCUCGCCGCAGACCGACCUGGGCGACGGCACCCCCUCGCCGCCACUUGCCCUCAACAGCGGCGGCGACACACCGCCGAUGAGGACCAACGAGGCGGGCCUGGACAACCCUGCCUUCGAGGAGAGCACCGAGGAAGACAGUGUGGUGGGGAUGGAGUGCAUCAUCCCCAGGGUGAAGCGGCCCCUCAGUAACCCUUGUAUCCAUCUCCUUCGCUCGGUCAGCUCCACUUCCUCUGGCUGGGACUGCCCCGAGUCUCCGCCUCUUUCUGCAGAAGAAGGCUGCGUCAAGUUGCCGUCGCUUCCCGAAGGCGAGAUAACGGCGGUGGAGGUGCACCGGGCGAACCCGUACGUGGAGCUGGGCAUCAGCAUCGUGGGCGGGAACGAGACGCCGCUCAUCAACAUCGUGAUCCAGGAAGUGUACCGGGACGCCGUGAUCGCACGGGACGGGCGGCUGCUGGCGGGGGACCAGAUACUGCAGGUGAACAACGUGGACAUCAGCAAUGUGCCGCACAGUUUCGCCCGCCUGACGCUGGCGCGGCCGUGCGCCACCCUGCAGCUGACCGUGCUGCGAGAGCGGCGCUGCGCAUCCCGGGCACCGCCCUCCGCCUCGACCACACCUGCCGUCCCCGACGCCCCCUGCUCCACCCCCGAGGGCAACCCGCCCAGCCCCGCGUCACUGAGGAUCACCUUGCACAAGCGUGACUCGGCGGAGCAGCUGGGCAUCAAGCUGGUGCGGCGGACCGACGAGUCCGGCGUCUUCGUGCUGGACCUGCUCGACGGGGGGCUGGCGGCUAAAGAUGGCCGGCUGCGGGGCAACGACCGCGUUUUGGCCGUCAACGAGCAGGACCUAAGACACGGGACCCCCGAGCAGGCUGCACAGAUCAUCCAGGCGAGUGGCGAGCGAGUCCACCUGCUCAUCAGCCGACCCAGCAAACCGACCCCGCCGCCGCCGAAGUCGAGCUCCACCCGAGAUCUGUACUGCCUUGAUCAUUUCCUGCCCAACCACAGCACCGGCACCAGCCCGCUGCCCUUGCACCUCUCGCGCACGAGCACGCACCGGGACCUGUCCCAGUGUGUCAGCUGCAAGGAGAAGCACAUCACUGUGAAGAAGGAGCCCCACGAGUCUUUGGGCAUGACGGUGGCAGGCGGCCGCGGCAGCAAGAGCGGCGAGCUGCCCGUCUUCGUCACCAGCGUCCAACCGCACGGCUGCCUGGCGAGGGACGGCAGAAUCAAACGAGGCGACGUCCUCCUGAGCAUCAACGGGCAGGACCUGACGUACCUGAGCCACAGCGAGGCGGUGGGCACCCUGAAGGCCAGCGCCGCCUCGGCCUCGGUGCAGCUUCGGGUGCUGGAGGUGAGCAUGGUGGAGGAGCGCCAGCGCGACCAGUUGCUGCAUCACGCACACGACAGUGACUUCGACGCCAACUGGUCGCCCUCCUGGGUCAUGUGGCUGGGCCUUCCCAGUUACCUGCACAGCAGCCACGAAAUCGUCUUGCGGAGGAGCCACCCUGGCAGUUGGGGCUUCAGCAUUGUGGGGGGCUACGAGGAGAACCAUGGCAACCAGGCCUUCUUCAUCAAGACCAUCGUCCUCGGCACGCCCGCCUACUACGACGGCCGCCUUAAGUGUGGCGACAUGAUCGUGGCGGUCAACGGCCUCUCCACGGCGGGAAUGAGCCACUCGGCGCUGGUCCCCAUGCUGAAGGAGCAGCGCAGCCGGGUGGCACUGACCGUCGUCUCCUGGCCCGGCAGCCUGGUAUAGCCCGGGCCUGGUAGAACGAACUGGUACGCGCUUCCUGUACGUUGCUCCAGCAGGUUAAUAAUCCAGGACCAAAAAGUGAGGAGAUUGUGCCAUGCCGCUCAAUAGACCGCAAUCCCAACACACUGCUGUGCUUGUGUCAUCUUCACUCAAUUCCCAAGCUGUUGUACAGUCAAGGGCUCCAUUCAGGUGGAUGCACUAUUCAAAAAGUUGAAACCUUUAGCACGUGCAACACCAGCAUUGAUUCCAGCUGAGUAAGCACCCCUCCCCGCCUGAGUCCUCGUUUUAGCAAGCUGCCAUAACCUGGAACUCAUGCACUCAGGCCCCAUCACCAUGACAACCAGCUGCCCAAUCAGUUUUUU